AUGCCCGGUGUACCUACCUUCCGUGGCUGUGACGCUUGCCACAGGCAAAAGAAAAAGUGUGACCAAGCUUCACCCCGGUGCGCCAGAUGCGCUCGUCUGAAGAUUCCUUGUACCGGAAAAGGUCAACUGCGAUACAAGUUCAAAGAACAAGGCAUCACAUUUGCUCUGGCCAAGACGCUUCCGUCCAAAAGCUCAUCCCCAAAGUCUCUGUCGCCCCCAGCUUCGCCCAGCAACGAAAUCACCAGACUGUCCGGUCGGUUCGCUUCUGCCCUCCAGAUUGAUGAUCCGCAGUUUGACUUGAAGUGUUUGGGAGACUGGUUCGCUCGCAUCCCUAACCACACGGGAAGCUCCGAACUUUUGGACAACGCCACAGAGACCUUUCUCGAUGCGUUUGAUGACCUGCGCAGCGGCCAACAGUCUCUGAAGACGCUUUCAAAAUACGGCAAGGCUCUCACUUCUCUCACAAUUGCUCUGCAAGAUCCACAGCAGACAAAGUCCCCCUAUACCCUCUGCUCAAUCUUCAUGAUCAUGAUGGCGCAGAUGUGGGCGUCCAAGUCGGCACAGGGCUACAUGAGCCAUAUGGAAGCCAUCUGCCACAUACUCAACUCGACAAUCGACGAGCCGUGGAACGAUUCCUUUACCCAUUCACUACGCUACCACCUAAUCAUCCCGGUAUGUAUCGAAUCUUUGCUCAACCCGAACAUCACCAUCGAUGGAAGAUACCUCCAGAUUUUGAAGACGGGUGUUGGCCCGUACCAAUCACUAGAUGAGGAAAAGGGCCAACCCAUUGAAAGCCUAGACUUGCCUUACCUGAUGCGCUUCCCGUAUCUCCUCCGCGAACCAGAGCGGCAUCGCAGCGAGAUGAAGCGCGAAUAUUUGCGAAUGCAGGUUGAGUGUCCAUUUGUGCGCCGCCGACUAAUGGAUCUCACAAACAUGGUCAAGGCAACGAGGAAAACGAAGGCAGCUCUCGUCAGAGCACAAAUACAAAUGGGUGUCGCCUACACCAUCCAGCUGUGCUUUACGCUUGUCGUCAACGCCUUCCUAUCAGCUAUGGACCCCACGAACAUUAGACUUCAGGAAGAAGCUCUACAAUACUCGCAGGAAGCCAUCUGGAUCACACGCAUCUCGGGCAGACAGCUACCGAUUGGGGCUGGCUUUAUGCCCGCAGCUUUGUUCUCGGCGUGGAUUGCCACAGAUGACAGCCAAGUCAUCUCCAGCAUUGCUUCGACCAUGAAGGAGUACGAAAACUACUGGGCUGAGCCAAAUUACGUGAGGCAGUUCAGGGCGAUAAAGGAGCGCGUCCGCCAGAUACGCGACAGAAAACUGGAAGAACUCCGCGCCGGCGGCCUACAGGGGAUGGACGUCACUGACUUUACAACAACCGAUGGCCUUGCAUAUACCUGGGGCUUGGAUUCCUUGACGGUAGACCCUGCGUCUCUACACAAUGGGGACGCUAGGAGCUUGGCAUUGGAGCCCAGUCGUGUACAGGAGCAGGCGCAAGUGGAAUAUUAUAGCUGGGACCCCAGUCCUCACAAUUGCAGUAAGCGAUAUUACGCCAUGUUUACCCAUAAUAUCUUGGCGAUUAACGAGCCGGCUGCCCAGUGCAAGACGCUUGUUGGAGAGGGGCCGGUUGCAAUACCCGGGGAUGGCUGGAUUCAGGGCUAG
Messenger RNA from Akanthomyces muscarius, 1665 nucleotides. RefSeq lists its product as uncharacterized. Gene Ontology annotation, molecular function: zinc ion binding; DNA-binding transcription factor activity, RNA polymerase II-specific. The record is from RefSeq and is a predicted model, not a curated record. Lineage: Eukaryota; Fungi; Ascomycota; Sordariomycetes; Hypocreales; Cordycipitaceae. Gene Ontology annotation, biological process: regulation of DNA-templated transcription. Bases 1 to 1665 code for a protein of 554 amino acids. The transcript has 6 exons.